AUGGUUGGAGCUUUUGAAUCUGAUCAAUCCCUAACAAUGGCCAGCUUAAUCGAAAAACUCGACAUCUUAUCAGACGACUUCGAUCCAACCGCUGUAGUCACCGAACCGUUACCUUCUCCGGUAACAAACGGAAUCGGAGAAGUCAACGAUGAAGAGAAGAAUCUGAUGAUGAAGAAGACGGAGCUUAACGGAGGAGGAGGAGAAAGAGAAAUGGUUCUCGGUAGGAAUAUACACACGACGUCACUUGCUGUUACGGAACCUGAGGUUAACGAUGAAUUCACCGGAGAUAAAGAAGCUUAUAUGGCUAGUGUUCUUGCUCGUUACCGGAAAACUUUGGUCGAACGAACCAAAUUUCAUUUAGGUUAUCCAUAUAAUUUGGAUUUCGACUAUGGUGCGCUUGGUCAGUUACAACAUUUUUCGAUUAAUAAUCUUGGAGAUCCGUUUAUUGAGAGUAACUAUGGUGUACACUCAAGACCUUUUGAAGUUGGUGUGUUGGAUUGGUUUGCUCGUCUUUGGGAGAUUGAGAGAGAUGAUUAUUGGGGUUACAUUACCAAUUGUGGUACUGAAGGAAACCUUCAUGGCAUUUUAGUCGGGAGGGAGAUGUUUCCGGAUGGGAUCUUGUAUGCGUCGCGGGAAUCGCAUUACUCUGUGUUUACUGCUCGUAUGUAUCGAAUGGAGUGUGAGAAGGUUGAUACGCUUAUCUCGGGGGAGAUUGAUUGUGAUGAUUUUAGGAAGAAGUUGUUGGCUAAUAAAGAUAAACCGGCGAUUCUUAAUGUUAACAUAGGAACGACGGUUAAAGGAGCUGUUGAUGAUCUUGACCUUGUAAUCAAAACUCUUGAAGAGUGUGGUUUCUCACAUGACAGGUUCUAUAUUCACUGUGAUGGAGCUUUGUUUGGACUUAUGAUGCCUUUUGUCAAACGUGCACCAAAAGUCACAUUCAAUAAACCGAUAGGGAGUGUGAGUGUGUCGGGCCACAAAUUUGUAGGGUGUCCAAUGCCUUGUGGUGUUCAGAUAACAAGAAUGGAACACAUCAAAGUCCUCUCCAAUAACGUUGAGUACCUCGCUUCGAGGGAUGCAACAAUCAUGGGAAGUCGUAACGGGCAUGCUCCUUUGUUCCUUUGGUACACCUUAAACAGGAAAGGGUACAAAGGAUUCCAGAAAGAAGUUCAGAAAUGCUUGAGAAAUGCGCAUUACCUCAAAGACAGACUCUGUGAAGCUGGGAUCAGCGCCAUGCUUAAUGAGCUUAGCAGCACCGUGGUCUUUGAACGCCCCAAGGAUGAAGAAUUUGUUAGAAGGUGGCAGCUCGCUUGCCAAGGCGAUAUUGCUCAUGUGGUUGUUAUGCCAAGUGUUACAAUCGAGAAGCUCGAUAAUUUCCUGAAAGACCUUGUCAAACACAGAUCGGUCUGGUACGAGGACGGAUCUCAGCCUCCAUGCCUUGCAUCAGAGGUAGGAACCAACAACUGCAUCUGUCCAACUCACAAGUGACGGCACCAUUUUUCAUAUGUUAGCAUUGUUGUUUUCUCGUAAACCACAUCUAGUUUAAAUUCUUCACCACUGUAAUCCUGAAUUCGGUUUCCAUCAUCGUAAAAUUUUGUCAGUUUCUCUUAUUUCAAGUUAAGGAUUCGAACAAUGUUCCCAAAACGCCUAGUGCUGCUAAUGGAUUGUUUACCGGUUGUAAUAUU
This is a messenger RNA of Arabidopsis lyrata subsp. lyrata, 1682 nucleotides long. Its product is annotated as serine decarboxylase. The record is from RefSeq and is a predicted model, not a curated record. Gene Ontology annotation, molecular function: carboxy-lyase activity; pyridoxal phosphate binding. Lineage: Eukaryota; Viridiplantae; Streptophyta; Magnoliopsida; Brassicales; Brassicaceae. Gene Ontology annotation, biological process: carboxylic acid metabolic process.